AUGCCUGGCAUGAACCUAGACUUCCUGUCGGCCUCAGAGGCUCCACAGCCUCUGGUGGGCAGCCCAGACAGCCUAUGUGUGGAGUCUGGUCUGGAGAAGGUGAUCGGGGACCUGCUAGCCCAAGAGCAGGCUGAGGAGGAGGUGGGUGAGGGGGCCGAGUGUGGGCUAGAGCUGACACUGCGCUGUGCCGUGGGGGAGAUCCACACUGACCCGCAGGCUUUUGGGAAGCGGGUGGAUGCACGGCUAAAGGAGGCUGCGGAACGUGUGGCUCCUCUCUCCACAGCUCUGGCAGCUCUGCAGGAGGAGAACCUGAGGAUGCGUAUCCAGCAGGAGAGGCUUGCCCGCCAGGUGGAAGCUCUGUGUCAGGCCAUGGGGCAGCCUGAACCCCCACCUUACACAGCCUUUGUCCCGGAGCCCACACCCAAUGACCUCCAACUUCCAUCCAGCACACUCCUCAGCCCUAAAACACCCGAUGGGCUAGACUGGGAACCUGAGGCCGUCCCUGUCCCCCACCGUCCCACCUUUGCCACACGUCGCUCUUCCUCCACCUCCUCUCUGAUAGGACUAGGUGGCAUCUCACGUAGCAACAGCAUGGUACGCCGCUCUCUCUCUGGCUGAAUGGACCCCCUCCCGCCAUCAUAUUUAUCGUCAUAAUUUCCAGCCUUUUACUCUUUACUGACGCUCUCUUCGCUAUCCCUCUUUGAUAUUUACCUCUAAUCUGACGUCUUGAAUAACACAUUUUCCCAUCUCUCACUGGUACUAAUGAGCAUCUGAUCAGUCUAGAUUUGUUGAUGGUUUUAUUGGCUGUACUAGUGCUUCGCUUGACAGCUUCAGUCUGCAGAUUAGAGCACGUUGUCAGUGUCGAUGGGUAGUUACAUCUCAGUUUUGGUUAUCAUGGGGGUAUCAUUGUGUAGAAGUGGAUUUACCCGUAACUAACCAGCUUUAUCUGCAUGCUUUUCUGUAGUCCCUCCUUCUUUCCUUCUGUCUUUUCCCACCCUCUAUCAUGAGGACAAUUCCAACAGGUUCUCUUAUCAUCCCACAUCAUCCCCUCCCAUCCACAAUGCAUGACCUUCUCUCUUUUCUCUCACUCUUUCAUGCCAGCUCCUCAAUCAUUGUCUGUUAGUGUGUCAACUGUGUUUGUCACUGAUGUGCUUUAAUUCCAUUGGGUGGAUGAUGGGGUUUGUGAAGCUGCCCUGGCAGAACCUGGCAGAGUGUUUGUUUGCAUGUGUUCCUGUUUGUGUCCGUGUUCUGUCAGGGGAAAUGUGUCAGGGGACACACUUCCUGUGCUGUGCUGGGAGGAAGUAUCCUGUUUGCUGUCAUUUAAUCUUCUGAGUAACAGCCUGGUCAUGAUGAUAGCCUCUGGUCUACUGCCGAAAAACCCUGGGCUCCUUAAGUUUCUUUGGCACGCUCCUCAGAAGAAGUCCCAAACAUUGUGUUGGACUUGUGGCUCAGAGUUCGCACUUCACAGUGCUCCUGGUCAGAUACUGAACCAUACCCCUCUCUGUGGCCAAAUUAUGGUUCACAGCCUGGGUGCACUCUCUGAAUACAUCUCAGGUGUGUAACACCAAUGUCACACCAUCUCCAAUCUUCUAGAGGCAGUCAGAGUGAUCUUGAACCCUGCAGCCUGUUGUAGUCCAGGUCAAGAAGGUCAGCUCUGCUCUGUUGUGACUGGGGUAAAGGGAAAGCCAGCCAAAGAGCUGUGAACUUAGAGGCUCUCUUUCUGCCCUCUGUUACUUACCUUCUAAUCGUUCUAAUGGUAUUAAACACAGGUACAGCUAACACUGAUAGGCUCUGAAACCUGCCGACCUCUCUGCUGUUUUGGUCAUGAGUGACAGUGUUGUGUGUGUUGAUUACAUUUUAAGGGAUAUUGAAGGGUAUUUAUUUGGUAUUACCUGUAGUUAUUCAGCUGGACAGGGUUCUUAGGCCUAGUAAUGCUCCCAGUCCAGCUGGUCCUGUCCAUCAGCCUCUCCAGGCCCAGGGAAGCUGUUCUCUUUGAGUUCAGCCAUGUCACAGAUGGAUGACUGGGGUGCAUGGAGGCUGACCUUACCCGACCCCUACUCUUCACAAUGUGGUAGUAUACAGAUACACUUCUGCCUCACCAGCUUACAUAACCUAGUCCUGUAGGUCAAUACAGACACUUUCAAUGGCAUAAUGUUAGACACACCAGACACCCUUAGCAUAUGUCCACUCUCACGCUCAUUAAAGAAACUGGAAACCCAUCUUUCUUCCCAACAUUUAAUUAUUCAUCAUAUAUGCAGUUGUGUUUCCCCAGUGCUUACAUAACCUAGUCCUAUAGGUCUAUAGACACUUUCACACACUGGCAUAGUGUUAGGCACACCAGCCACUCUGAACAUGAGGUCCACUCUCACACUCUCAUAGAAGAAGAAAAUACAAUAUGUCUCCCUAGGGUACGAUAACUGUUACCCUAAUCACCAAUUAAUUAUAUAACCAUUUAAAGUGAAUCUGUCCUCUCCCUCACCCUUAACCCCACCAUGGCCACACUCUCUUCCAGUGAGGCCUUGUUUGUUUGGCAGGGCCAUGUCCAAUAACAUUCCACUGCGGUCAAGUGGCUCUCACUAGGACCUGUCCCAUGGGUCAGACCCCUGAGUCUCAGUCCAGACCUCCAGAACCAGAGGCCACCCUGGAUCACACAGCUCUGGCUGUACUGGGGCUGGGUGGGCACCCUCUCCCUGGCUGGACUCUCUGAGAAGAGAGAGGGGGUGGAGGGUGGGAGCUGAUGGGGAUAGUGCCAGCUGUCUGGGGCUAAAUCUGGACCUGGACUCUGUUACAACAAAGGCAAUAGUCUAGAGGCAGACCAGCCCAGCCUCUAUAGUCUGCAGAAGGCAUGUGGCACCAUAUGGAAAUCUAUUUGAGGUGUUAUCUAUAGGCUUUAUGGCCACUUAAAAUACAUGGUUAAAAAGCCAGACAGUGGUAUCUUAAUGGAAGACUAUGCUGUGUUUAUGUCCAUGUCCCAUCUCCUUUCUUCGCUUGUCAGCAGCGGAGGCACAUAAAAACCCUACAUCUCUCUCCUGACUGUUACAGCACUGACUGAGUGCGCUAUCUGCUUCUGGACAAUGUGAUUGUGCUUUUACAGUGAUGUAGUGUGUAUAGUCCUGUAUCCUGUAGGAGGAUGGAGCUGGUGUCUAUCCUACACAGUUUACAUUAAUGCAGCUCUCCGGGCCCAUAGCCAAAGUAGUGCUUUACCGCUGUGACAUGACAUGAGCCCUCUGUUCAUGGAAGCCUCGUACUGUUUAGACCGACUGAGAGGGCGUCAGUCAGAAGUGGUCAGUGAAGGGUGAGCUAACUGUUGCUUGGCAGGGUAUUGUGCCCCCUGCUGUACAGUCGUGGUCAAUAGUUUUGAGAAUGACACAAAUAUAAAUUUUCACAAAGUCUGCUGCCUCAGUUUUUAUGAUGGCAAUUUGCAUAUACUCCAGAAUGUUAUGAAGAGUGAUCAGAUGAAUUGCAAUUAAUUGCAAAGUCCCUCUUUGCCAUGAAAAUGAACUUAAUCCCAAAAAAAACAUUUCCACUGCAUUUCAGCCCUGCCACAAAAGGACCAGCUGACAUCAUGUCAGUGAUUCUCUCGUUAACACAGGUGAGAGUGUUGACGAGGACAAGGCUGGAGAUCACUCUGUCAUGCUGAUUGAGUUAGAAUAACAGACUGGAAGCUUUAAAAGGACGGUGGUGCUUGAAAUCAUUGUUCUUCCUCUGUUAACCAUGGUUACUUGCAAGGAAACAUGUGCCGUCAUCAUUGCUUUGCACAAAAAGGGCUUCACAGGCAAGGAUAUUGCUGCUAGUAAGAUUGCACCUAAAUCAACCAUUUAUCGGAUCAUCAAGAACUUCAAGGAGAGAGGUUCAAUUGUUGUGAAGAAGGCUUCAGGGCGCCCAAGAAAGUCCAGCAAGCGCCAGGACCGUCUCAUAAAGUUGAUUCAGCUGCGGGAUCGGGGCACCACCAGUGCAGAGCUUGCUCAGGAAUGGCAGCAGGCAGGUGUGAGUGCAUCUGCACACACAGUGAGGCGAAGACUUUUGGAGGAUAGCCUGGUGUCAAGAAGGCAGCGAGGAAGCCACUUCUCUCCAGGACAGACUGAUAUUCUGCAAAAGGUACAGGGAUUGGACUGCUGAGGACUGGGGUAAAGUCAUUUUCUCUGAUGAAUCCCCUUUCCGAUUGUUUGGAGCAUCCGGAAAAAAGCUUGUCCGGAGAAGAAAAGGUGAGCGCUACCAUCAGUCCUGUGUCAUGCCAACAGUAAAGCAUCCUGAGACCAUUCAUGUGUGGGGUUGCUUCACAGUUUUGCCUAAGAACACAGCCAUGAAUAAAGAAUGGUACCAACACAUCCUCAGAGAGCAACUUCUCCCAACCAUCCAAGAACAGUUUGGUGACGAACAAUGCCUUUUCCAGCAUGAUGGAGCACCUUGCCAUAAGGCAAAAGUGAUAACUAAGUGGCUCGGGGAACAAAACAUCGACAUUUUGGGUCCAUGGCCAGGAAACUCCCCAGACCUUAAUCCCAUUGAGAACUUGUGGUCGAUCCUCAAGAGGCGGGUGGACAAACAAAACCCCACAAAUUCUGACAAACUCCAAGCAUUGAUAAUGAAAGAAUGGGCUGCCAUCAGUCAGGAUGUGGCCCAGAAGUUAAUUGACAGCAUGCCAGGGCGGAUUGCAGAGGUCUUGAAAAAGAAGGGUCAACACUGCAAAUAUUGACUCUUUGCAUAAACUUAAUGUAAUUGUCAAUAAAAAGCCUUUGACACUAAUGGAAUGCUUGUAAUUAUACUUCAGUAUACCAUAGUAACAUCUGACAAAAAUAUCUAAAAACACUGAAGCAGCAAACUUUGUGAAGACCAAUACUUGUGUCAUUCUCCAAACUUUUGACCACGACUGUAUACAAAUCCUCACUCUCUGAGACAAAGACGGAGGAGCUGGAGGGCCUGGAGGGGCAUGAGGGGUGUGAAAGUGUACAUGCUCCCCCUCCCACCACCGAAGGUUCCAGGAAGUUUUCCUGAAAUCCUCCGGUGCUCAUUCUGUCCUAAAUGUCAGCAAGCCUCUGUGUCUUUUCUGUAAACACAGCUGUAGGGAUUGAUGGAUCGGAAGCCUCCCUUUUUUGUCUCUCCCCUGGCCUGGUGUGUCCUGGUCCUAUGGUUUGUCAUCAGCUUGGGAAUGGUGUUUGAGUAUGAUCGACCUCCAACGCUACUGGGCUUUUGUAUGUGUUUAUAUAUGUGCUGCCACUGACAUUGACCCUUAGCUAAGGAUAAAAAGAUGGCCAUGGUUUUCAAACUCACAGUCUAAAAUGGAUGACAAUCCUUAUUUAAAAGCUGUAUAACCUGAAAAUAAUCCAUAAUUCCCUCGUAGAUGGCCUCAGAGCCAGUGUUUGCAGUGGAGCCCUCAGUGCAGGUGGCCUGCUCUCAGCCCCCGGCUGCUGUACCCAACGGCUCCUCUGCGCCUCGGGCCAAAUUCGAAGAGUGCUCCAGAGAACUGACCGCAGAACAGCUGGCCGCCAUCGACGAUGAAGAGCUCCUGGAUAAAAUGGUACUUUCCCCUCCCCCAUAUCACACACACUCUUAGUCCUUAAAUCCCCAGACCUAGAUUUGUUGGAAUCUGGUCUUUUUGUGUAUUAUUGAGGGGUUAUAUCUGGUCUGCUGUGAGAGUUUACAUUUGGAAUGGUCAUACCCUUACAUUUCGGUCUGUGUGUGUGUGUGUGUGUGUGUGUGUGUGUGUGUGUGUGUGUGUGUGUGUGUGUGUGUGUGUGUGUACUACACUGUGUAUGAGUGUGCUGUAUGUGUGUAUUUGGAGCUAUGUAACAGAGUUUGUCUGUAGACCGACCCCUCUCAUUCUUCCCCACAGCUGGAUGAGUCCAAGGACUUUGAGGAGAGGAAGAUGAUCCGACAGGCCAUGAGAGAUCUGCGUAAGAGGAGGAGAGGUGAGAGUGACCACAGCCAGACUAACAAACCUCCUGUCCAUUCCCUCUCUCCAACUUCUAGCACCCCUUUCUCAAUCUCUCACUCUCCACUUACCUGACCACUCUAUCCCUCAACCAAAUUUCUUCAUUUACUGCUUUUUUUCAUUCUUCCUUCCUUAUCCAUUUCUUUGUUCUUUCUUCAUAUUUUUUGCCGUCUUUUCUUCAUCAUUGUCUUCCUUUUAUCAUUAUUUUAACUGCUGGGUCUCUCUGCUGGUAGAUGACCUUCAUCAAAUCUAGUCUGCAUUAUGUACCUGCCUCAUCUCUCGUCAUUUCCAUCCACUUAUUUUCACAUUCUCGCAUCCUGCUCUCAGAGGCCGAACUGGGAUGUAAGGAGGAAAUAGGUAGGAACGUCCUGUGUGUUUGUGUGGACUACAGUGAGGAAAAAAAGUAUUUGAUCCCCUGCUGAUUUUGUACGUUUGCCCACUGACAAAGAAAUGAUAACAUUUUUGACAUGCGUUUUUCUGGAUUCUUUUGUUGUUAUUCUGUCUCUCACUGUUCAAAUAAACCUACCAUUAAAAUUAUAGACUGAUCAUUUCUUUGUCAGUGGGCAAACGUACAAAAUCAGCAGGGGAUCCAAUACUUUUUUCCCUCACUGUAUAUUAAUACAGUAUGCAUCUGUGUUUGUCAUUUGUCAAUGUCCGACUUGGUUGUAUACCCUCAUUGUCAACCAUACUGUCCUACCAGUGCUGUUAUUGAGCUUGACGCUCAUCAUUGAGUUUUCUCAGUGAUACACAUUGAUCAUGAACUGACCAGCAAAACACGUGAACAUGGGGAACCUGUAUGGUGGACGAUGAGGGAUAUGUUAAUACGUCUGUUGAAACGCAUGAGUCAUGAUGUUUGUACAUGUUUGUGUGACUACCCAGCACUCACCAGGUUGCCAUAUGUGAUAUAUCAGGGUGACACGGCACAUUAGGGUUCACUCACUGCCUCAGGGAAAACACACCUCAGGUUGUUCCACAUAUGGCUGGCUGGGUGCAUAGUGCUGACUGCUCGUUGACACUCCAGAAAGGACUCAGAACUCGGUGUCAGAGAAGGUUCCUUGGGCUCAGUAGCUCACCACCCAGUUUAUCCCUGUAUUGCCCUUAACCCUAGCCAGUAAAUGAGAGACCUGAGGAAUAUAGUUCAGUGAUAAUGAGAGCUUUACUGUGGGUCUGGGGCAUAGGAAGGUAAAUGGACAGGUAAGACUGCUAGAGCGCCGAGGCAUCGGGUAGCUGUACUGGUGUUAAUGUUUAGUUUAGCUUUAUAGCAGAGAGGGGCUGUCAGCUUGCCUCUUCUCCUCCCUCUUUUUCCACUGACCUUCUCCCUCCCUCCGUCCCUCCUGUCCUCCAUCUCAGACCAGAGAGAAAAGGAGCGGGAGUGUCGUCUUGCGGAGCUUCGGCAGCAGAGAGAGGAGCAUGCUCAGAAGGGUCGUACGGGAGGAGGAGGAGCUGGAGAGGUGGUGAUGAGGAAGGUGGAGAAGUCAGCUGAUGGCUCCACCCUCAGCCAAGUCACCAAGACAGACCGCUUCGCCCAGUCUGGUAGGCCAAUCAUACACCAUGUCUUAGGCUGACAACAUUAACAGUGCAUGAUCUUCCCAAGUCCGUUGAAAUACUUCAAAUGUAUUUCUAUGUUUGUGUGUCUAGGUGAUGGCAGCAGGACAGCUCACAGCACCAUCAUGGAGGCCAGUUAUGUGAAGAAAACAGACGGUGAGUCAACACAUCUUCCUCCUAAUUUAAAUCAGCAUUUUCUAUCAUCAUCAUCAUCAUCAUUUGAUUACUAUCACUCUUUUCAUCCAUAUAUGGUGUUGUGUGAUCUCACCACCAUCACCUCCCUGUGUUCUCUAGUGGGGACAGUUCAGUCCAAGUCCUACAGCUAUUCCUCCUCUACCUCCAGCAGCAGCUCCACCAGGAAAGUGGGCAGGUGAGCGCUGAACCCAUAGAUGCAAUAUAAUACUGUGUUGUAUUGAAUUCUGUGGCUGAACCCUCCUCCUCAGCAACCCCUAUAGGAUUAACUGAUAUUGUGUUGAACAGUAAUUUACCCCUUCUCUCUCUUCCUCCCUCCUCCCUUCUUCCAUCCAUCAGUGUGUUUGACCGCGAGGACGACUCGGCGUCCCGUGCUGCGGAGCGCCGGCAGGCAGAGAAGCGCAAGGAGCUGAUUAGAGCCCAGACUCUGCCCAAGACGUCCGCCGCACAGUCCCGCAAAGCCAUGAUAGAGAAACUGGACAAGGAGAGCGGAGGGUAAGGAUAGAAAGAACUGAGAAUAGUAAAGAAGGAGAAAACGUCAAUACUAACAUAAACCAAUCCCCCUUCUUCAGGCCAGGAAAUAAAGCAGUUGCCAAGGUGAACACGGUCCAGCGCUCAGCUAGCUGUGUGGUGCCCAAUGCCAACUCCAUCAAACAGAUGCUGCUGGACUGGUGCCGCGCCAAGACCCGCUCAUAUGAGGUGAGCCAACCCGCCAUGGCACCAUCCUGAGUGUCCAGUCUACUUAAAGAUCUGAGGCAUUCACACUUUAGUUCAUCCUGCUAUGAGGGUUAGGCCUUUUCUAUAACCCCUCUACUGCAAGCAAAACAUGCCACCAUGUAUUCUCUGUCAGCAGUGCUGUGGUCUCUCACAUACUCUUAGGUCUAUUGGGUGACCAAUGGCAUUGGCUCAUGAUUUGUGACUGAAUCAUGUCUCUCCUCUUUUUCUUCUUUCCUCCUCUUUCGCCCUGCAGAAUGUGGACAUCCAGAACUUCUCGUCCAGUUGGAGUGAUGGCAUGGCAUUCUGUGCCCUGGUGCAUAACUUCUUCCCAGAGGCCUUCGACUACUCCUCUCUCACCCCUGCCAACCGCAGACACAACUUUGAGGUGGCCUUCAGCACUGCAGAGUGAGUACACACAUACACAAAUACAUACACUUGUAAACUGUACGUCAUGUGUGCACUCAUAGAUGUACUGAAUGUCAUGUCUUGGAGUGUGAUAUUGAAUCAGAACUUCAGACCUGGGCUACAUGGAAGCUUCACUCUUGGAGUUGCCCCGUGGCCAUUUACAGCAAAAUGGACAAGGAUCUGUGUUCACCAUCUUCUAAACAUCCUCCGUCCCCAAGACCAUCAAUCGUCUGACCACCCCAAGGCUCUGUUUUUGGGGAAGUAGAUCCACUGUAGCUGUCUAGCCAACUCUUUGCCCACACAUUGAACUCAAAAUCGGUCAAACAUCUUGAGAACCCAAAGACAAACUACUUCCCUCGCCUUUCUCUGCCCAAAACCAACACACUCCUCUUUCUCUGAACAGAUUUGAUCCCUCUAUUGGGUAUGUUUGUUUGACCUCUGAAAGAUCAACACUGAGCUGCCAGUCUAUGGAUUCCACAGGCUCAACAGUACAGGACCUCUGGGUUCUCACCACCCUCUCUUAGCCUUGCUACCACCUAACUACCCCUCCACAUACAGUAGUAAGACUGUCUGCCUGAGGGAGGAAGAGAAUGUGCAUCCACAGGAUUCAGCCUUUUGGAUUCAGCUAUUUUACUCAACUCACUAUGUGUCAAAGGGCCUACAGUGAGAGGGUUGGGAAGGGCCAGGGCCCACUGCUCAGUUUUAUCCCUCCUCUCUCUCUCAGGUCAAUCAAGUCAGCUUCUGGAUCUACUACUACUACUAUGUCCUGUACCUCUAAACCUCCACUCUCCAUCCACUCUCUCCUCUCAGAGAUGCUCUCCUCAGUAACCGCUGUGUGAUGUGACCCUCCGUCCACCAAUCCUGAUCUAAACCAGGAAACUCCUGAGACUGACCCCUUCCCAACAACCACCAGGUUACUACAGUACAGGAAGAGCACUCGACUGACUGCCUCCCAGACCCCUCUCCUUCCCUCUCUCCUUUAAUCUGUCCAUCUCCUCCUCCUCCUCUUCCUCACUCCACCUCUGUCAUCUCGUUUUCUGAUGAGGUCAUGUACUGUCAACCUUUUCCCUGUCACCCACCAGUGUCUGCUGAGUUCACCUGUUAAGACCAUGAUGACGUAACCACCGGAUUGUCAAACACGUGUUCCUCCUAGCUACCCCCACAACCCCCUCUUUGUCACUGUGCUGCACUGUCACUCCUUUCCCUGGGCACCAACCUCACCCCCUCCUCCCCCACAACCUGCCAGUGUGCCUCAUCUGGAACCCUCUCACACACCCCUCCAACACACACACACCACCCUGUGCACCACCAGUGUGUUUCUCUUCUAGGUUCACCCUGUGGUCCAUGUCUUUGUCAUUGUAGAAUUCUUGUUGUUUUGUCCUUGUCUCUUGUUUUUGUACUGGACAAAACAAAGCCAAUGUUCUAUUGUUGAUGUCCCUAUACCCCCAUGUCAAAGUCUUUUGUCUCAGUGCACAAAAAUAGAAAACAAACAAACAAAACUGCAAAAUGGACGUCGCCUGACGCUUCAUUUUCCAUUUUGUGUCUGCGUGUGUGCGCGCAUAUGUGUCAUGUUGUUCAUGAAGCAUGUCAACUCAUGGAUAUGCCUGUCAACACAGACCAUGUAAUGUUAUCCUUUCUUUUUCUUUUCUCUCUCUCCCUCUCUCCACACCCUGGGUAUUCCUCUUGUUUGGCUACUCACUGCUUUACUAUUUCUCUCUUCCUUCUGUCUAUCUGUUGACUUAUAUCUGUACCUUCUCGCUAUAUAUUUCCGGCUCUUUUUCUGUCUCUCUCUCUUCCUCCCUCUUCUCUUUCUCUCCCCUUCCCUCGCCCCCCUCUCUCCCCCUGCUCCCUCCGGGGUGCGGGUGCAGGAAGCUGGCUGACUGUCCCGAGCUGUUGGACGUGGAGGACAUGGUGCGGAUGCGUGAGCCGGAUUGGAAGUGUGUGUACACGUACCUGCAGGAGUUCUACAGGGGCCUGGUGACCAAGGGCCUGGUUAAAACCAAAAACUCCUCCUAAAGUCGCACCCCUAGGACCCCAAAUGCACUCAUGGUGAGAGAGGGAACAGGCCCACGGAGGAACCUCACGCUGGUGCUGGGGGUUUAUGGGGUGGGAUUGGUGGGAGAUAUGUGUGAGAUUCUCAAUUGGGGAAAAGUCUGUCCUUUACUCGACUCCUCAGUCCUCCUCUCCGCCGUGACCCAGAAACCAAUGAGUUUCAAUUCUUUAAUAGGUGAAGGGAGGAGUUUCCUCAUCUCCUAGAUUGCCUCCUCCAGCAGAGGGUACCGAAGUGUUUCCUGCGCAGAAGAGUUUUGAAAUCUGCCUCACCCUCUUGAAUCAGCUGUUUACUCAGAGGAGAAAUGCAUACAUUUAAAAACGAUACGCUACUUAUGCUUGUAUCUAUAAAAUGUCUAGCCAACUAGCUACAUUUCUUUUUACCACUUUACACAUGUAUUUUGGGAUUCCUCUGCUGUAAACUUAAUCUGCCUGAUGACGAGCUAGUCGAGGAGUCAUUUCAUACAAGCACAUUUGUUUCCAUGUUUCUUCUCCUCGACUCCUAUCCUCGAUUACCUUUGACCUUUUUCAAAAGGAGGAGAGGACAGAGGACAGAACGUGAGGAAUUGAGCAAACCCAAUUGAGAUUCUCUCAGUGUGUGACUGUGGGUGUAGGAGUGCAUGUUGUGGAGUGGGGGGGUGAAUGGCAGGGUCAACAACAGUUCCACCAGAAAUGCCACUGCUUAUUCAUAUUAUGAUGGUGAAGUCAAAGAGGAGAACCGUGAGCUAUCAAUGAAUACAAAACAUGAUCAUUAUCCUGCAGGAAGUCAUAUGAAGUGGUAGGAAGUGUUGGAGUGUGUGUAGGUCAGAGCGCAGUUUUCUCAGCUUUGUGAGCCUGGUGCUGGGUUCCAGAGGCCCAAACAUGGACUGUGAGCAUGUGACUGCAGUCAGAGCCAGGCUCCAGGCUCCAGGCUCCAGGCAGGCAGAGGGCCAGCCAUCAGCACACCCCAUCUGCAGCUCCACACUUUAAAAGGAGCUGCCGCAACACAACACCGGAGCGGAAACCGAUUGGAAACAAAGUGGAGAGGAAAAAUACAUGUCAGAGCUGUGGUGUGUGGAGCAUGUGUAUCAUCUCCCCUCAUUUAGUGACUUCAGAAUUACAGAUGUUUUUGUACUUAAUGUGUAUAAAGCCAUCGCUAAACGACAUAAAUAGACAUCUCUUUAGUAUUUAAAACAAUAAAGGGAAAACGUCAUAAAGUUUUACAGUGUUGACAUUUGUCUCUCUUUGAGGGGCUAGGUUACCAUCUGCUGUUCUAGGCUAGGUUACCAUCUGCUGUUCUAGGCUAGGUUACCAUCUGCUGUUCUAGGCUAGGUUACCAUCUGCUGUUCUAGGCUAGGUUACCAUCUGCUGUUCUAGGCUAGGUUACCAUCCUGUUGUGCUCACUCGGUCUCCCACCUUGCAGCUGUUUCCCAGAGCUCUCCUCCUGCUCUCCUGGCUGGGCAGCUCACACUGUUGUAACAGUCAGUCAGCUACAGUACUGUCACUGUUGAGUAGUCUGUCAAGUGUGCCACCCUGUGGUUAUAUGCAUGCAUACACAUAUAUUAUUUUGUUUACCUAAUGGCAGAAUAUGUUUGGAAUGUUCUCUGUAAAUACAUCUCCUAAAUGUAUGCCUAUAAUGCUUUUUUUAAACUAAUACUUUGUAGAGUGGCUCCCUCGUAUCUGCUUAGAUUGGGUAGAUAAAAAAGCUGUUAUGAGAGCAGUGUUUGUGGAGAGAAUAUCAUAUUUUAUCCUUACCAUCUCUCUGUUCAUCUCUUUCUCCAUCUCCCCACCGCUCCCUCUCUCCCUUUCUCUGUCUCACCAUCUCUCCGUCUCCGUCCUCUAGGGAAUGUGCCAACUGUAUGCCCCUGCUGGAGGUGGAGGACAUGAUGAUCAUGGGGAGGAAGCCUGACUCCAAGUGUGUGUUCACCUAUGUGCAGUCACUGGUCAACCACCUGCGCAGGCACGAGAUGAAACUCGCCAAACUCCAGGGCACCGACCUCUGAUCUGCCCCUCUGCUCACUGUGUAUCUUCCCCCAUCGCACCACUGUGCCCCUCCUCUCCUCCUGAGCCCUGGCCCCGAACACCACCCCUGACCCAACAGACAGCAGCCCUGACUCUGAGUGAGGGGUGUUACUGAUUUGCACAUCUCUGAUGGCCAACGGGGUGGGGAGUGUGUUUGUGUAGGUGUUGGCAUCCGUCUCAUGAUUAACUUGGUUGACGGUGGUGGCAUGUCAGACAGAUAAAUUCCCCUCCUCUGGACACAUACAGUUGAAGUCGGAAGUUUAC
Coregonus sp. 'balchen' is the source of this 13102-nucleotide messenger RNA. The record is from the annotation of a GenBank genome assembly. Lineage: Eukaryota; Metazoa; Chordata; Actinopteri; Salmoniformes; Salmonidae.